This is a messenger RNA of Oncorhynchus keta (chum salmon), 1087 nucleotides long. RefSeq lists its product as uncharacterized. The transcript has 3 exons. The record is from RefSeq and is a predicted model, not a curated record. NCBI's taxonomy places the organism in Eukaryota, Metazoa, Chordata, Actinopteri, Salmoniformes, Salmonidae. Bases 96 to 1007 code for a protein of 303 amino acids.
AUUGUGAUGCGCACAUGAACUCUCCACCUCUGCAGCUGUAAAGAAUAAUAUCUAUAUUUGUGUGUCUUUCUGUCGGUUCUGCUCACCAAUGUGUCAUGGAGCUUGAUUGGCGCCUUUCUCACUACUUUCUAUCCCGUUCUGUUUCAGAGGUGGUCUCCAUUAUGUUCUGUUCCUUUUUCACUACUUUCUAUUCCGUUAUCUGUUUCAGAGGUGGUCUCCAUUAUGUUCUGUUCCUUUUUCACUACUUUCUAUCCCGUUAUCUGUUUCAGAGGUGGUCUCCAUUAUGUUCUGUUCCUUUUUCACUACUUUCUAUCCCGUUAUCUGUUUCAGAGGUGGUCUCCAUUAUGUUCUGUUCCUUUUUCACUACUUUCUAUCCCGUUAUCUGUUUCAGAGGUGGUCUCCAUUAUGUUCUGUUCCUUUUUCACUACUUUCUAUUCCGUUAUCUGUUUCAGAGGUGGUCUCCAUUAUGUUCUGUUCCUUUUUCACUACUUUCUAUCCCGUUAUCUGUUUCAGAGGUGGUCUCCAUUAUGUUCUGUUCCUUUUUCACUACUUUCUAUCCCGUUAUCUGUUUCAGAGGUGGUCUCCAUUAUGUUCUGUUCCUUUUUCACUACUUUCUAUCCCGUUAUCUGUUUCAGAGGUGGUCUCCAUUAUGUUCUGUUCCUUUUUCACUACUUUCUAUCCCGUUAUCUGUUUCAGAGGUGGUCUCCAUUAUGUUCUGUUCCUUUUUCACUACUUUCUAUUCCGUUAUCUGUUUCAGAGGUGGUCUCCAUUAUGUUCUGUUCCUUUUUCACUACUUUCUAUUCCGUUAUCUGUUUCAGAGGUGGUCUCCAUUAUGUUCUGUUCCUUUUUCACUACUUUCUAUUCCGUUAUCUGUUUCAGAGGUGGUCUCCAUUAUGUUCUGUUCCUUUUUCACUACUUUCUAUCCCGUUAUCUGUUUCAGAGGUGGUCUCCAUUAUGUUCUGUUCCUUGUCUGCAUUGGGAUAUUUGUCUGUUGUGUUCAGAUGUAGAUUCUUCAUUUUAUUUAGUUUGCUACAGCAGGAAAAUAAUCCUGCAGCAACAGGCAAUGUUCAUUAUGAUGUGGAUUAUA